AUGGACCUUGAAAUCACUCCCGAAUCAGGCCGCAUCUCUGGAUCAAGACUGCGGCAUUCAGAAUCAUUUGGUACUCUCGGAACACUGGAAUCAGUGGUCACCCUCUCCACCACCGAGAUCAUCGAAUCAACACUUGCCCGAACAGAGACGCCACGCCAGGCUCCCGCGAUCGAGAUGUCCGACUUUGAGGAUGAGAUGGACGUCGAUGUCCCUGCUCCCUCCAAGGACAUCACCUUCUCGUCUGACAAUGCAGCAAAGGGAAAACGAAGUGCUGCCAAUCUGCCUGUAGAGGCAGAGGACUCUCUCCCUUGGGUUGAGAAGUACAGACCGACUACACUCUCCGACGUCUCUGGCCACCAAGAUAUCCUCGCGACGAUCAACAAGUUUGUCGACACAAACCGCCUCCCACAUCUCCUCCUCUACGGCCCUCCCGGUACCGGCAAGACCUCGACUAUCCUCGCCCUGGCCAGGCGCAUCUACGGUGCGGACAACAUGCGGCAGAUGGUUCUGGAGCUGAACGCUUCUGAUGACCGUGGUAUCGAUGUGGUGCGAGAGCAGAUCAAGACAUUUGCUUCCACCAAACAGAUUUUCUCAAUGGGUGCGACGUCGAGAAAUGGCGCUGGUGCUCUGGCCGGCUACAAGCUCAUCAUUCUCGACGAGGCGGAUGCUAUGACCAACACUGCACAGAUGGCGUUGCGACGAAUCAUGGAGAAGUACACAGCCAAUACCCGGUUCUGUAUCAUUGCCAACUACUCUCACAAACUCUCUCCUGCGCUGCUGUCAAGAUGCACGCGAUUCCGGUUCAGCCCCCUCAAGGAGAGGGAUAUCCGUGUCUUGGUGGACAAGGUCAUUGACGAAGAGGCUAUCAAAAUCCUCCCCGAGGCGACAGAUGCGUUGGUCACACUCAGCAAGGGAGAUAUGCGACGGGCUUUAAACGUCCUACAAGCCUGCCAUGCAUCAAGCACGCCGUUGCAACCAAAACACGCGCCCAAGAUACCCGAGAAGGAUAUUGUUCGCGAGACGAUUACCACCCAGACCAUCUACAGCUGCAUUGCGGCACCCCCACCUGAUGCGAUCCGAGAAAUCCUCAACACUCUACUCACCACUACCGACGUGACGACGUGUCUCUCUACAAUCAACACCCUCAAGGUGUCACAGGGUCUGGCACUUGCAGACAUCAUCACUGCUUUGUCAGAGGAGAUUAUCAAACUCGAGGUCAAGCCUGAAGUCAUGAUCUCAUGGCUGGAUGGACUGGCAAACAUUGAACACAGGGUGGCCGGCGGCGGAGGCGAAGCUGUCCAGACAGGUGCCCUUGUGGGUGUGAUCCGUGGAGGUUGUGAAUUGAUGGCAUAA
Molecule: messenger RNA, 1353 nt
Organism: Thyridium curvatum
Lineage: Eukaryota; Fungi; Ascomycota; Sordariomycetes; Thyridiales; Thyridiaceae
Exons: 3
Coding region: 1-1353 (450 amino acids)
Biological process (GO): DNA repair; DNA-templated DNA replication
Cellular component (GO): nucleus; Ctf18 RFC-like complex; Rad17 RFC-like complex
Molecular function (GO): ATP binding; ATP hydrolysis activity; DNA binding
Source: RefSeq, a predicted model, not a curated record